AUGGACACCGCCGAGGAAGGUAAUAUUUGUCGAGUAUGUCGGUCAGAGGGGACCCAGGAAAAGCCACUUUAUCAUCCUUGUGUUUGUACUGGCAGCAUCAAAUUUAUUCAUCAAGAGUGCUUACUACAGUGGCUAAAACACAGUCGAAAAGAAUACUGUGAAUUAUGCAAACACCGCUUUGCAUUUACGCCAAUCUACUCUCCAGACAUGCCAUCACGUCUUCCUGUUCAAGAUAUCUUUGCAGGGCUGGUCACCAGUAUUGGAACAGCCAUCAGAUACUGGUUCCACUACACACUGGUGGCCUUCGCGUGGCUUGGUGUUGUGCCUCUUACAGCAUGUCGCAUCUACAAGUGUUUAUUUACUGGCUCUGUGAGCUCUCUUCUUACGCUGCCGUUAGAUAUGCUUUCAACGCAGAACCUGCUUGCUGACUGCCUCCAGGGCUGUUUUGUGGUCACAUGCACUCUGUGUGCCUUCAUCAGUCUGGUGUGGCUCAGAGAGCAGAUCGUCCACGGUGGAGCCCCACAGUGGUUAGAGCAGAAUCAACCUCCUCUGGUCCCUAACCAGCCUGAUGGUCCUGCACGAGCUAAUGAGAAUCCAGCUGCUAAUGCUGCAGCCAAUGCUCAAGCUGCUGCAGAGGCUGCAGGCGCCCCCGCACAGGUCGGUCCCAACGAGCAGGCACUGGGACACCAGCACAGAGAAGAAGCUGAACCGGACGAGGAUGGUGGAGAGGACGAUGAUGAUGAUGAUGACGACGACGACGAUGAUGGUGAUGAAGAUGAAGAAGGAGAGGAAGAAGAAGGGAGAGAAGAGGAUGCUGCUGAUGCCAAUAAUGGAGGACAAGAAGAUUUGAACUGGAACGCCUUGGAGUGGGACAGAGCAGCAGAGGAGCUGACCUGGGAAAGGAUGCUGGGGCUUGAUGGCUCCCUAGUUUUCUUGGAGCACGUAUUCUGGGUGGUAUCUCUUAACACACUCUUCAUCCUGGUUUUUGCUUUUUGCCCAUAUCACAUUGGACAUUUUUCAGUAGUUGGACUGGGCUUUGAAGAUUAUGUUAAAGCGUCACAUUUUGAUGGCCUCGUCACAACGAUACUGGGAUAUAUUCUCCUGGCUGGAGCGCUUGUUGUCUGCCAUACAGUGGCUUCAUUAGUGAAGUUCCAGCGGUCCCGGCGUCUUCUAGGUGUCUGCUACAUUGUUAUCAAGGUGUCCCUGCUGGUUAUCAUGGAGAUAGGCCUGUUCCCGCUCAUAUGUGGUUGGUGGCUCGACAUUUGUUCACUGGAAAUGUUUGAUGCAACUCUGAAGGACAGGGAACAGAGUUUUGACUCUGCUCCUGGUACCACCAUGUUCCUUCACUGGCUUGUUGGCAUGGUCUACGUAUUUUACUUUGCUUCCUUCAUCCUUCUGCUUCGAGAGGUACUUCGACCAGGCGUUCUGUGGUUUUUGCGAAACCUGAACGAUCCAGACUUCAAUCCGGUGCAGGAGAUGAUACACCUUCCUAUCUACCGACACCUCAGGAGGUUUAUACUGUCAGUGGUGGUUUUUGGCUCAAUAGUUCUGCUGAUGCUUUGGCUUCCAAUCAGGAUUAUCAAGCUGCUCUUCCCAACUUUCCUUCCCUACAAUGUCAUGCUUUACAGUGAUGCUCCGGUCAGCGAGCUGUCUCUGGAGCUGCUGCUGCUUCAGGUGGUUCUGCCAGCGUUGUUGGAGCAGGGCCACACUCGCCAGUGGCUCAAACGCCUCGUCCACGCCUGGACCUUCACAGCUGGAUAUGUGCUUGACCUUCACUCAUACCUUUUGGGGGACCAUGAAGAUGAUGAAAACCAACCAAAUAACCUUCCUGGACACUUUAACAACAACCGGAUCCCUGGCCUUAGAGAGGGUCUUCAUGCUGCCCACCAAGCCAUUCUGCAGCAGGGUGGACCUGUGGGUUUCCAGCCGUACCACCGGCCCCACAACUUCCACCUCAAGAUCAUUCUGCUGGUGGUCUUCAUGUGUGUGACUUUGUUACUAGCAAGUUUAAUCUGUCUCACCCUGCCAGUGUGUGUGGGUCGUUGGAUGAUGUCUCUCUGGAUGGGCAGUGUGAUGGUUCAUGAGCUGUACACAGCAGCCAGCGGUCUGUACGCCUGCUGGCUGUUCAUUCGAGCUGCCACAGUGCUGCUGUCCUGGAUGCCACAGGGGAGGACAGUCAUCAUGAUCAAAGUCCAUGAGUGGACACUUAUGAUCUUCAAGACCGUGGUGGUAACCUUGAUGUUAGCCGGAGUGAUUCCUCUGCUGUUAGGUCUGCUGUUUGAACUGGUCAUUGUUGCUCCUCUCAGAGUCCCACUCGACCAGACUCCUCUCUUCUACCCCUGGCAGGACUGGGCUUUGGGCGUCCUUCAUGCCAAAAUCAUUGCUGCCAUAACACUAAUGGGUCCUCAGUGGUGGCUCAAAACAGUCAUUGAACAGGUGUAUGCUAAUGGCAUCAGAAACAUUGACCUCCAUUUUAUCAUUCGGAGGCUGGCUGCCCCAGUCAUUUGUGUCCUGUUGCUGUCUCUCUGUGUGCCCUACACCAUCUCUAAAGGCGUUACACCUAUGCUGGGAGUGCAGGCAGAAAUGCAGACACUGGUGGAGAGGAGGAUCUACCCGUUCCUGCUGAUGGUGGUCGUACUGUUGGCCAUACUGUCCUUUCAGAUUCGACAGUUCAGACGCCUCUACGAGCACAUCAAAAAUGACAAAUACCUGGUUGGACAGCGGUUGGUAAACUAUGAACGGAAGACGAGCAGAAGCUCAUCUGCGUCUUACAGCAGCUCUUCGUAGAGCCCACGCUGCUGUUAGAUCAGUGGAGCUGA
Messenger RNA from Nematolebias whitei (Rio pearlfish), 2819 nucleotides. RefSeq names its product E3 ubiquitin-protein ligase MARCHF6. Gene Ontology annotation, cellular component: endoplasmic reticulum membrane. The record is from RefSeq and is a predicted model, not a curated record. The transcript is spliced from 26 exons. The coding region runs from base 1 to 2787 and encodes 928 amino acids. NCBI's taxonomy places the organism in Eukaryota, Metazoa, Chordata, Actinopteri, Cyprinodontiformes, Rivulidae. Gene Ontology annotation, molecular function: zinc ion binding.